CGCGCCCUCCGCACUAGGAUGUUGCGGCAGGUCUUGCACAGGGGGCUGGGGACGUCCUUCUCCCGGCUCGGCCACUUCGUCGCCAGCCACCCGGUGUUCUUCGCCUCGGCGCCCGUGCUCAUCUCCAUCCUGCUGGGCGCCAGCUUCAGCCGCUACCAGGUGGAGGAGAGCGUGGAGCACCUCCUGGCCCCCACGCACAGCUUGGCCAAGAUCGAGAGGAACCUGGUGGACAGCCUCUUCCCGGUGAACCGCUCCAAGCACCGGCUCUACUCCGACCUGCAGACGCCUGGGAGGUACGGCCGGGUGAUCAUCACCUCCUUCCGCAAGGCCAACAUGCUGGACCAGCACCACACCGAUCUCAUCCUCAAGUUGCACUCUGCAGUGACCAGGAUCCAAGUUCAAAGACCUGGUUUCAAUUACACGUUUGCCCAUAUAUGUAUCCUGAACAAUGACAAGACUUGCAUAGUGGACGACAUAGUGCAUGUACUGGAGGAAUUAAAAGCUGCUCGUUCUUCUAAUCGAACUAAUUUUGCAAUCACUUAUCCGAUUACUCACUUAAAGGAUGGCAGGGAAGUGUAUAAUGGGCAUCAGCUCGGUGGGGUUACUGUGCACAGCAAGGACCGGGUGAAGUCUGCAGAAGCCAUUCAGCUCACCUACUACUUGCAGGCAAUCAACUCCUUGAAUGACAUGGUGGCAGAGAAGUGGGAAUCCAUUUUUUGUGACACUGUUGAACUUUUCCAGAAAUCCAACAGGAAAGUCAAAAUGUAUCCUUUCACUUCCUCUUCACUGAAGGAGGAUUUCCAGAAGACGAGCAGGGUGUCAGAACGCUACCUGAUCACAAGCUUGGUCCUUGUGGUCACCUUGGCCAUUCUCUGCUGCUCCAUGCAGGAUUGUGUCCGCAGCAAACCCUGGCUUGGCCUGCUGGGAUUGCUGACAGUGACCCUUGCCACCCUGACUGCUGCUGGGAUCAUCAAUCUCACUGGUGGGAAAUACAAUUCCACUUUCCUGGGAAUCCCCUUCGUCAUGUUAGGUCAUGGGUUGUAUGGGACUUUUGAAAUGUUGUCCUCCUGGAGAAAAACUAGAGAAGACCAACACGUUAAAGAGAGGACUGCAGCUGUAUUUGCAGACUCCAUGCUCUCGUUUUCUCUCACCACUGCCAUGUACCUGGUCACUUUUGGAAUAGGUGCCAGUCCCUUCACUAACAUUGAAGCAGCCAGGAUUUUCUGCUGCAAUUCCUGUAUUGCAAUUUUCUUCAACUACCUCUAUGUACUCUCCUUUUAUGGUUCCAGCCUGGUGUUUACUGGCUACAUAGAAAACAACUACCAGCAUAGUAUCUUCUGCAGAAAGGUACCAAAGCCAGAGGUAUUGCAAGAGAAGCCUGCAUGGUAUAGGUUUCUUCUGACAGCCAGAUUCAGUGAGGACACGGAUGAUUCAGAGGAAACGAACACUUACGAGAGUCAUCUUUUGGUGUGGUUCCUGAAACGCUAUUAUUGUGACUGGAUAACAAACACUUAUGUCAAACCUUUUGUAGUUCUCUUUUACCUUGUUUAUAUUUCCUUUGCCUUAAUGGGCUACCUGCAGGUCAGUGAGGGGUCAGACCUGAGCAACAUCGUAGCGACUGCGACUCGGACCAUCGAGUACACGACUGCCCAGCAGAAGUAUUUCAGUAACUACAGCCCCGUCAUUGGGUUCUACAUCUAUGAGUCCAUCGAGUACUGGAACACCAGUGUCCAGGAGGACGUGUUGGAGUAUACCAAGGGCUUUGUGAGGAUAUCUUGGUUCGAAAGCUACUUAAAUUACCUUAGGAAACUCAACAUAUCUACUGGAUUGCCGAAGAAGAAUUUCACUGAUAUGUUGAGGAACUCCUUCCUGAAGACCCCUCAGUUUGCCCAUUUUUCAGAGGAUAUCAUCUUUUCCAAGAAAUACAACAAUGAAGUUGAUGUUGUGGCCUCCAGGAUGUUCUUGGUGGCCAAGACAAUGGAAACCAAGAGGGAAGAACUUUAUGACCUCCUGGAGACUCUGAGGAAGCUCUCUCUCACCUCCAAGGUGAAAUUCAUCGUUUUCAAUCCAUCAUUUGUGUACAUGGAUCGUUAUGCCUCUUCAGUGGGAGCCCCCUUACAAAACUCCUGCAUUAGUGCUUUAUUUCUGCUCUUCUUCUCUGCAUUCCUGGUGGCAGACUCUCUGAUCAAUGUCUGGCUCACUCUAACUGUUGCCUCAGUUGAAUUUGGAGUUAUAGGUUUUAUGACCUUGUGGAAAGUGGAACUAGAUUGUAUUUCUGUGUUGUGCUUAAUUUACGGAAUUAAUUAUACAAUUGACAACUGUGCUCCACUGUUGUCAACCUUUGUCCUGGGCAAAGAGUUCACAAGAACUAAAUGGGUGAAAAACGCCCUGGAAGUGCAUGGGGUAGCUAUUUUGCAGAGCUACCUCUGCUAUAUUGUUGGUCUGAUUCCUCUUGCAGCUGUGCCUUCAAAUCUGACCCGUACACUGUUCAGGUGCUUGUUUUUAAUAGCAUUAGUCACCUUCUUUCACUGCUUUGCCAUUUUACCUGUGAUACUGACUUUCCUGCCACCCUCCAAGAAGAAGAGGAAAGAGAAGAAGAAUCCUGAAAACCGUGAGGAAAUAGAGUGUGUUGAAAUGGUGGAUAUGGAUAGCACCCGAGUGGUUGACCAAAUUACAACAGUCUAACUUGAUUUGUUGGUUGCUUUUUUACACUAGGUCUUACUGAGAAAAAAAAAAGAAACCAGUACUGACUAAAUGUGUGGGGACAGGAAGGAGAUUGGAGGUUUCCCCUCCCUCCUCUAAGCUAAAUCCAGGAAUAUUCAAAAUUAUGGGAGAAAUUAAAAAUAAAUUAAAAAAAAAUUAAAAGAGCCGGGGUAUUGUACCUUGCUCGGUCCCUAUAACAGGUAAUAUGGGAGAAAUUGCACACCCAUGCAAAGAGAGGUUAAAUUCUAGAUGCAUGAAGUAAGAUCUAAUGGAAGAAGUUGGGUUCUUAAGCAGUCGUCUGCAUCGCCUGUACUGCAGAUGCUGCAAUUAUUGUGGCUAAACCAAAUCAUGUUGAAAGGUCAACUGUCAAGGCUGAAGUAGCACUAAAUGUUCGCUGGAUGUAAAGGCUUUACAAACUUUCUGCACAGCAAUAACUCAAGUCAGUGAGUCAGCUCUAAUAAGUCUUUGCCAUCACAUUUAAUUUUUCUUUUCUCCCCUAAUAUAAACAUUUAUGCAAGACUAUAUAAAAGAUAGCAACUGUACUGGGAAAGAAGGCAGUACACAGCAACCAAGUGCUUUCCAAACACUUUUAUGUUAUGAAUCACUUUUUUUUUUUUUCUAAAAGUAUCAUUAUUUUAAAAUGGAAAUAAUCCCUUGUAACAUUUUUAAUCAUGGUUUUAUAGCUGUUUCUUUUUCUUAUAAAAACAAAAAAAAAGAACAAAAAAAAGGAACAAAAAAAUCCAUGUGACUCUGUCACUCUAGAAAAUAUAUAAUUCUAUUUUAUACAUGUCUCGCUACUAGUUAAACAUGUAAUCUGCUUUACCAACUGUAAUUUUGUUAGCACUCUACUAAGACAUGUGAAUGGCUCUAGCAGCAGACAGAAGAUGGUGUACUGAAUAUUUCAGCACCAAAAUCCAUGAUACAAACCUCAAAUACUAAAAUGUCAUCAAGAAAGUGAAUGUUAGGGCUCUUUUAGUGAGAGCCUAUUUCAGGCCAUUCACUGGUAAUGCACACUAAGAGGAUUAGUGGGUAGUUUUACAUAAUGUAUAACUUAAUCCCUCCAUCUUCCUAGAGUACCUGUAAAGCAAUAGACCUUGCAGCUAUGGGCUCUUCCAGGAGACAGUAGGCAGUAAGAGUUGUGUGGAACAAACUGAAGGCUGGGACUGUGGUUUAGCAGCAGCAAGUUUAACAACAUCCCCAAAGAGCCCAUUAUCUAAGGGGCCUAUUGAAAACAUCACAUCUGAGAGGGGAAAACAAAAAAAAAAUUUAAAAAACCCCAACUUAAAAAGAUUACAUUACUGAGUCUUUUUGGAGCCAUGAGUUCUAAAUCAAUAAUUCUGUCAGCAUCUGUGAUGUGGAGUAAUACAGAAAAAGCAGCAUCUCUUCCCUCCUCCGCCCCCUCCACCCCUAAGAGCGACAGGCUCAUUACUGUAAGGUUUUAUCAUGUGGUUGAACCCUAGUGGGGAUAUGAAAGCCAGUUCUGUAGGUUUUGCUGAGAGUAUUCCGACCAUUUCACAUUGCCUGUGAAAAGCCAGUAGCAGGAAGCUGGCUGGUGUGUCGGGUGGUUUCUCAUGGACUGUUGCUUUGUGGUGCAAGGUGAAUGUAUUCCAACCAGACUCCCUUUUGCAGCUCAUCUGGAAAUUAAGAGUACUUGAACAGUUUUCAGCAUUUGGCACAAAGUUUGCUUCAAUGACAGUAUCUGGAGGGGAAGGGGUAUUGCAAGAGCCAUGGGGCUUGGAGCACUGGGAGCACCAUGGCUCGGGAGGCUGCCUGUGGGACCUGUAUGGUCACUAGGACGUCUGUGGUCACAAACCCAGGGUGUGCUUCAUUACAUGAAACUUCUCUUUAGUAUCCAAAUCCCAGUGACCCCCAAAUGCCCUGUGCAAAACCUGCAAAUGCCACCUACUGAAUAUUAAUUUUCAAGCAAAGAGAUACUUCUGAUGCAUCCUUCCUAGCGGAAAAUAAGAUAACCAGAUAUUUUGCCCUGAAGCAAAACGUAACCUUCUCACUAGCAAAACAAGUCAGCAGUGCAGCUGGCAACAUUUACUUUCCCCUGGAUAAGUCCCUUUCCUGACCAGAGGAAAGGAAGCUGUGUCCAGGAAUGCACAGGCUCUUUGCUUAAGUAAACAAGAGUUGCUUUGGUAGCAGCUGGGAAGCUGUAACUACAACUUCAGCCUUGGCAGAACACAGGCGGACACCUUGAAGACAGCCAAAUGAAUGUAAGGCUAGGAAAAAUAUCUGUUUCCCCUGUUUUCUUUAGACUCAGGCUUGGGGCUAUGUUUUCCAGCCAAAAAAUAUUCCUUAAAUAUACUUCACUGUAGAUUUUCUGUGAUCGUCAGUAUGUUGUUUAAAUACCAGUCACCCUGUCCCCUGGCUGUUCAACAGGCAUUUGCAGUGGCUUUUAAACUUCUGAGGGCAUUAGUAAAUGAGCUGAGAGUUACAGAGGAAUUGCAAUUCCUCUGCAGGAAUCUACUGGCUUGUGGGACAUUUGGAAAUGGGACAUGUGUCAAAGAGGUUGUUUGUACACUGCCGAGAGGAGUACCUGGUAAACACUGAUUUUACACCUCUGCUAUCCCUCAUGCUAUCACUUGCAAAUACCAGAUGCCAAGAUAGUUACCAUAAACCUCCUCACAUCUGAUUGCAGUGCAUAGACAGGAGCAUCUUUGAAGAGAUGUCCAAAGACAAGCUUGCAGCUUCACAGAUCUCUUAUUAAAUCUCACCAUGUGAGGCCUUUAGAGAUCCUCAAGAAACGUGGUAAAACUAGGGAUAAAAUUACUUCUCUAUCUCCAAACCUGUCAGAAAAAGCAUGUGAGGCCUUUCUGUGACAAAGUGCUGCAGAAGAGGCUUGAGUGUCCACAGAAGGCAGGGUGAGAAGUCAUGCAGUCCAUGCCCCCAGGGCAGAGCCAAUGACAUUUAAAUAAUUUCUGAAGGAUGUUUGUCCAGCCCAUUCCCAAAAGUCUUUUUAAGCAAAGAUUCCUCU
Messenger RNA from Sturnus vulgaris (Common starling), 5683 nucleotides. It is a transcript of the gene PTCHD1, whose product is annotated as patched domain containing 1. The record is from RefSeq and is a predicted model, not a curated record. Gene Ontology annotation, cellular component: synapse; plasma membrane. Gene Ontology annotation, biological process: chemical synaptic transmission; cognition. NCBI's taxonomy places the organism in Eukaryota, Metazoa, Chordata, Aves, Passeriformes, Sturnidae.